AUGAUAAUUAAUUUUGUAGGGAAUACAUUAAUAAUAUUGAAUGAAGAUAUUCCGUGUGACUUGUUAAAGAAAAAAUAUAAGGAGUUAUUUGUUCCAACAAUAAGUGUAUUAGAUUUUCAAAAAAAAAGAUUAUACAGAAAAUACAACAACAUCUUUUUAUAUACUUAUAAGAAUUACUCUUUUUUUUGGGAAUUAGAAAAUAAUAUUCUUCAUAAAGUACAGAAAUGUUUAAAUAAAAAUGGAAUAUUAAAAUUAAUAAUUUAUAUAAAUAACAAUGAUGUUAUAAAACCUGAUAAAAAUGAAAAUAAUAAUAAUAAAAAUAAUAAUGAUAUAAAAAUCAAUAUAGAUCAAAAAGAUUAUUGUACAAAUUAUAUAAAUGAUAUUUUUAAAAAUAUAAAAAAAGAAUGUUUAUAUAACGGAUUUAUAAAUAUAGUUAGUGAAACCUCAGUGGCGGAAAAUGGAAUUAUUUUAAAUAUUACUGCCGAAAAUCCGGAUUUUCUGUCUAAUGAAGACAAUGAUAUUAGCUCAGAUGAUGAAGAUAUAUAUAAUAAUGUAGAUGACAAGAAAAAGGUUGUAAAUAGAGUAUGUGAUAAUUGUACUUGUGGAAAAAAAGAGAAACUAUUAAAUUCGGAAAAUAAAGUUUUAAUAAAUGAAAAAGAUGGAGAAUAUAUUACAGAAAAUGUGGUGUCCUCAUGUGGAAAUUGUUAUUUGGGUGAUGCUUUCCGAUGUGCCUCUUGUCCUUAUAAAGGUCUUCCUGCUUUUAAACCUGGAGAGAAUGUUAAGCUUAAUUUGAAUAAUGAAUCUAAUUGA
Molecule: messenger RNA, 810 nt
Organism: Plasmodium adleri (nom. inval.)
Lineage: Eukaryota; Apicomplexa; Aconoidasida; Haemosporida; Plasmodiidae
Product: Fe-S cluster assembly protein DRE2, putative
Exons: 5
Coding region: 1-810 (269 amino acids)
Biological process (GO): iron-sulfur cluster assembly
Cellular component (GO): cytoplasm
Molecular function (GO): iron-sulfur cluster binding
Source: RefSeq, a predicted model, not a curated record